This is a messenger RNA of Aspergillus eucalypticola CBS 122712, 1278 nucleotides long. RefSeq lists its product as uncharacterized. The record is from RefSeq and is a predicted model, not a curated record. Bases 1 to 1278 code for a protein of 425 amino acids. NCBI's taxonomy places the organism in Eukaryota, Fungi, Ascomycota, Eurotiomycetes, Eurotiales, Aspergillaceae. The transcript has 5 exons.
AUGUGGACAGUUAUCGAUUCGAGGGAUGAGGCAUCAGAAGCAGCCUACAACAGCAAUGUCCAGCUAUGGACCCUCUACGGGAUCGGCUGUGUGGUGACGCUACUUAGGACAUACUCACAAUGCAAAGACCUGGGCUGGAGAAGAUUGCGCCUUGACGAUUAUCUGAUAUGGGUUGCUAUUGUAUUUUACACUGCGCAAGUGGCAUUGGCGUAUAGUGUCGGAAAUGCAGCCCACGGGCUCGCAAACAACAGCAUGACAGAGGCCCAGAGAGCUGCACUGGCUCCAGACAGUACGGAAUAUCGGGAAAGGUCAGUUACGUUGACAGAGGUGGUCAACAGGAUAAUUGGCUCCAAGAUACAAAUAGCCGGUUGGGCCACAUAUACAGCGUUGAUAAGCUCGCUCAAGUUGUCAAUGCUAGUGUUCUAUACACGACUUAUGGAUGGUCUCGGCCGUCGCUAUCGCGUGCCAAUAUGGAUAGGAUUUGCUCUCGUUAUUGGGAGCUUCAUCGCCUGCAUGAUAACGAUUCUUGCGGCAUGCCGGCCCUUUAACAAGAACUGGCAGAUCUAUCCUGACCCCGGCAGUAAGUUCGCGUCCCGAGACCCUAGACCCAGAUGUUCGCUCAUGGUAUCUCUACUAGAUUCCUGUCAACCUGCCAUUUCCAAGCCGGUGAUCGCCGCAACCUUUGCCGCAAAUCUCGCCACAGAUCCAUAUCUCGUUUUGAUACCAAUCCCCAUGCUUUGGAAAUCCAGUCUAAAGCUCAUGAAAAAGAUUGCGGUGACAAUAGUACUUGGCGCGGGGAUCUUUAUUCUGGUGUGUGCGACAAUCAAGAGUGUUUUUCUGUUGGUGGAACCCAAUAACGGAGCAUCGAUAGCAGACGAAUGGGGCACACGAGAGACAUUUGUCGCCGUGAUCACAACGAACCUCCCUAUGGUUUUCCACCUGUUCCGAACCUGGCUAGCCCGGGGCUUUGGCAGCGCCUUCCAAUCAUCACAGCGAACCUACCAGCUACCGUCAGAAGGAUUUCAGAACACCGGUGGCGGGACGACUCGAAAACGAGGCCGGGGAGGCACCAGCAGCCGGGAUCCGAUUACUGUCGGCUUGACAUUCACCGAGAGUGAAGAACGGAUGAUGCAGGACAUUAAGCUGCAGACGCUGGAACCACAUGAAGGACCCACGGCUGGUGCUAUCUUGGUCUCAAACCAGAUCGAAGUCACCCAUCAGACGCGAAAUAGUCAUGCCAGGGAACCACCUGCACCGGGGGAAGAUGUAAAUUGGUAG